Messenger RNA from Toxoplasma gondii ME49, 2470 nucleotides. RefSeq names its product Rab6. Lineage: Eukaryota; Apicomplexa; Conoidasida; Eucoccidiorida; Sarcocystidae. The record is from RefSeq and is a predicted model, not a curated record. Bases 1512 to 2141 code for a protein of 209 amino acids. Gene Ontology annotation, molecular function: GTPase activity; GTP binding. The transcript has 9 exons.
CUUCGGAUCGUUUGCGUGCAUUGUCGUUUGAACGAUAGACGCCGCGUCCAUGCAAAAGUUGGGAGGAAAGACUGCAGGCCAGCUCCGGAUUCAGUCUUGUCGCUGGCGCGCGCAAAUAGAAGGCACGUCGUUUUCGGUGCGUUCUCGCUGCCACGCCCUGUGAACACACUUUCCUUUCCUUGUUUCUCUGUUUUUACUUCACACACCUCUUCCUUCUGGACAUCAGACUUUUCUCUGUCAGGCGCUCUCUCGGGUGUUGCUGGUUCCAGCGAAUCCGGUGUCCCGAAGAAACUCCCCCGUCGACUGCACUGGGUCGCGUGGAUUGUCUCGCUGCUUCCCUUGCGUACGCGCUGAAAGGCUUUUGUGGAUUUCUUUGCCUCGCAAAGUAAGACAGCGGAGUUUCAACUUUUUGUUUGCCGCUCGGUCGUGGAUACGUCUUCCCUGGAGCGCGCAUUGCAAGGCGGUCGAGGACGCCGCACUUCCUCUCGAUUCCUUCUUUUCCCACUUCUCGCGCAGCAAAACGCUUGGUAGAACUGUCUGCAUCUUGCGUAGCCUCCGUCGUGAAAGACCCUCUUUCAAACGCAAGAAACCGGGCGUUUCCUAAACCCAAAAAGGCGUCUCUCUGAGUUCUUCCGCCUCCGCUCUGACCGCGCCCUCUCCAGCCCUUCUUCUCCAGCUCAGUCGGACCUCCGUUCUACAUCAUUCGCGUCUCUCCUCGAUUUCCUCGGUUUUUUUAUCUAACACGCACUCAGCUGUCGCGAGUAUCUCACGUUACACCGCGAGCGCCGGGUCCUGGCUUCUCAGGCUGCGGGGGCAGUCUCGCGGGUCAAAGAGCGGCUGCGUUUCGCUCGUCUGCGACGGCUUGUAUUUCUUCCUUGGUUGCUGGACGACCACAGAAAGUUCGUUUCCUCUCUCUGAGUCAAAAUAUCCAUUUCGGCGUCUCCCGGCUCGCGUCUGGACACACGUUUCUCGUCCUUUUCACGAGUUUCCCGUCUAAUUUGUUUGGCUAGCUUCACCGCUGUUGUCGCCAAGACUCAAAACAUCAUCGCUCGAAAGACUCAAGUUGCUCCCACCCCACGCUCCUGUCCCCCACUGGCUGCGACCGUCCGAACUGCCGCUUCUUUCACUUUCGAGUCCGAGUCUUUGUCUAGCAACUGUUGAGCGGUCCUCCCUCUGUGCUCCACGGCUUUGACAUCACGUGGAACCCAGACUGGCUCACCUCUGUUCGCUUGGUUGUGGUGGUCGCCUUUCCCGCCGGGCUGUGCCUUUCUGCUCGCUCUCCGACAAAUCUUCGGGGUGUCUGUACACUCGGGAGCCUUCGCAUUUCACACCACGCGUUCGCGUCAGAGCGGUCGCUCGUGAGUUGCCCGGCAGUCUUUCGCUCUCACACUUCCCUUGAAACCUCUCUCCGCGUCCUGGAAGGACAUUCGGUUCGCGAGAAACCCUCAGGAAGUCUCUGGGACUUGUUUUCCUUCGUUUCGAGCGAGUGGUGCCCCAGGCGUCUCGUCAACAUGGCGGAGGCGACAGUUGCGGGGUUGAACAAAUACAAACUUGUUUUCCUCGGCGAACAAGCCGUGGGCAAGACCUCCAUCAUCACUCGCUUCAUGUACGACACCUUUGACAACAACUAUCAGGCCACGAUCGGCAUCGACUUCUUGUCCAAAACUUUGUACCUGGAAGACAGAACUGUGCGUCUCCAGUUAUGGGACACUGCGGGCCAAGAGCGCUUCCGGAGCUUGAUUCCGUCUUAUAUUCGGGACUCGUCUGCCGCCGUGGUCGUGUACGACAUCACAAACCGAGCCUCGUUCCUCAAUACAACCAAGUGGAUCGAGGAUGUCCGAGCAGAACGCGGAAAUGAUGUUAUCAUUUCUCUGGUCGGCAACAAGACUGACCUUGCAGACAGAAGACAAGUAUCCUACGAGGAGGGACGCCAGAAGGCCCAAGAGCACGACAUUAUGUUUGUCGAGACAAGUGCAAAGGCGGGCUACAACAUCAAAAAUCUUUUUCGGAAGCUGGCUUCGGCGCUGCCAGGCCUUGAAACGCAGCAAACCGCCAGCGACGCACAAAUGGUGGACGUACAGCUGAACGCAACUCCUCAGCAACAAGAUCUGACGAGCAAGACUUCAUCCUGCUCUUGCUGAAAGCAGAGUUUUUGAAUCUCUUGCGUCUCUAAAUGCGCGUCUGUCGCCGCUGGAUGGGGCAGUCUUUCUUUUACAUUUCUGUACGGAGCAUUCUUUGUCCUCGGGCAAAACUGCCUUUCUAAGUCUCGCCAUCUUUUCCGUCUGACCCCGUCAGCGGAAUUGUUUUUAUGCGUUGUCUUUCUUCCGUUCGCUGCAUUCUUCAGUAGACACUUCUGGUUUAAAAGUAAGCGUUAAGAGCUCCACUACCUUUCGCCUGUGUGCUUGUCGAGGACAUAAACCAUUCUUUGUGUAAACGGCUCUGGCGGCUGCUGAACCUUUUUCUUCACCGC